AUGGCGAGUGAGCCUCUUAGAAGCGGGCUGACCUCCCAAGCGCCGCGAGACCUGAGCGAAAACGGAACGCUAUUUCAGGCUUUCGAGUGGUACCUGCCCAGUCCAGCGAGUGAGGACAACAUCCCCGGAACAAGCUACUACGCUGUUCUCGAGUCCAUAUUACCACAUCUCUCUGCCAUGGGAGUUUCACAUAUCUGGAUCCCGCCAGGCUGUAAAGCCACCUCUGUUCAGGACGCUGGCUAUGGCGUCUAUGAUCUUUGGGACCUUGGUGAAUUCGACGCAAAGAACGAUGGUAAUCCUAAGAGGACCCGAUGGGGGAGUCGAGCGGAGCUGGAGAGGCUCUGUGCCAAAGCAAACGAACUCGGCAUAGGCAUUUUGUGGGAUGCUGUGCUUAACCACAAAGCUGCCGCCGAUGUAAAGGAGACAAGCUGGGGUGUUAAAGUAGACCCUAAAGACCGGACGAAGGUUCUUUCCAAAGUGCACGAGCUCGAGACGUGGACGAAAUUCACCUUUCCUGGCCGCGGCACGAAGUACUCGGACAUGAAGUACAAUUGGACACACUUCUCCGGAGUCGACUAUGACUCUCGCAACAAGGAACAUGGUAUCUUCAAAUUCGUUGGAGAAGGCAAACGGAGCGACUGGGCCCACGAUGUGAGCAAAGAGCUUGGGAAUUAUGACUACCUGAUGUUCGCUGAUAUCGAUCACUCGCACCCUGCUGUGCGUACUGACAUUCUCAACUGGGGAGCUUGGAUCACGUCCAGGCUGAAUCUCGGCGGCAUGCGCUUGGAUGCGAUCAAGCAUUACUCGCUGUCAUUUAUUGCCGACUUCAUCGCUCAUCUCGAUUCAGCGACACCUCACGGCAGCAAGCUAUUCUAUGUUGGGGAAUACUGGGAUGCUGACACCGACGUUCUGGAGAAGGUAAUAAAAAGAUUUCACGGAAGACUUCACCUUUUCGACGUCCAAUUGGUGUACACCUUCAGCGAUUUUUCAAAAGGCCGAAAACAUGAUCUGAGGACCAUAUUUGACGGGACUUUGGUCUCAAGGGAUCAUGCCCAUGCGGUGACCUUCGUCGCGAACCACGACACGCAAGAAACACAGUCUCUUGCAGCGCCUGUGGAGGAAUGGUUCACUCCAUUGGCCUACGCGCUUAUCUUGCUUCGGGAGCAAGGCGGAAGUCCCUGCGUCUUCUGGGGAGAUGUGUUUGGAAACCAUGGGCCUCGCCCUCGUCUUCCAGCCUGCGGAGGAAAACUCGCACGCAUAAUUGUCGCGCGCAAGCUCUAUGCAUAUGGUCCGCAAAGGGAGUACUUUGACAGCAGCGAUUGUAUUGGCUGGACAAGGCUCGGCCACAAGUCGAGGUCAAAUGGGGCCGGACUUGCGGUUAUCAUGACGAACAGCUGGGACAGACGAUUCAAGAGGAUGUUUGUCGGUCACAGACACAUCGGUGAGAAGUGGAGGGAUGUCCUCGGUUGGGACGACAGGGAAGUUGCGAUUGACUCCCGAGGAUUCGGAACGUUCCCAGUUGGCCACAGAUCCGUUGGUGUCUGGACUCAUGACAAAGCUCCUGAAUUCGACAAGAUAAGCCAUUUCACCUUUCCCCGACUUGGAAAUACCGCUGCUGCACCGGAUCCAAGACUUCUGCCUGUUUAG
This is a messenger RNA of Cladophialophora yegresii CBS 114405, 1647 nucleotides long. RefSeq lists its product as uncharacterized. The coding region runs from base 1 to 1647 and encodes 548 amino acids. Gene Ontology annotation, molecular function: calcium ion binding; hydrolase activity, hydrolyzing O-glycosyl compounds. Gene Ontology annotation, biological process: carbohydrate metabolic process. The transcript is spliced from 5 exons. The record is from RefSeq and is a predicted model, not a curated record. Lineage: Eukaryota; Fungi; Ascomycota; Eurotiomycetes; Chaetothyriales; Herpotrichiellaceae.